Messenger RNA from Pelobates cultripes (western spadefoot toad), 333 nucleotides. NCBI's taxonomy places the organism in Eukaryota, Metazoa, Chordata, Amphibia, Anura, Pelobatidae. The record is from the annotation of a GenBank genome assembly.
AUGUCCUCUAUGUACGAUGAUCCUCACAGGCAAGAUAUUGCUCAAACAGCCAUCAGAGCUUUGCGGCAAGGGCUCGGACCAGAUUUCAAAUGCUACCCUAAAGACACUUGGUGGAAUGAAAUUGGCCUUAUCAACCUGUGCCGCUUAGACCUCUCGGAACCCCUCAAUGACAACUUUGCACACCUUGACAUUCCUGAGUCGCUGGAAAAGGCGUUCCAGCUAGAUAGACGACUACGAGAAAGACAUCACGAGAAGGUAACUUUGCUCUCUGCCCUCAAGAACACCUGCUACUCCUUCCGGGUUCCAGCCACUUCCUUCCACAAAUCAGACUGA